This is a messenger RNA of Gossypium raimondii (Peruvian cotton), 4741 nucleotides long. RefSeq names its product paired amphipathic helix protein Sin3-like 2. The transcript has 24 exons. The record is from RefSeq and is a predicted model, not a curated record. NCBI's taxonomy places the organism in Eukaryota, Viridiplantae, Streptophyta, Magnoliopsida, Malvales, Malvaceae. Gene Ontology annotation, molecular function: transcription corepressor activity. Gene Ontology annotation, cellular component: chromatin; histone deacetylase complex. Gene Ontology annotation, biological process: negative regulation of transcription by RNA polymerase II. Bases 309 to 4448 code for a protein of 1379 amino acids.
CUCAAACAUGCAAUCUCCUUCUAUUCUCUGCACCAGUUUUUGAAAAACAAAUUUAUUUUUAUUUUUGUCAUUCGGAUUUUGACUCUCUCUCUUUCUUUCUCUCACGUACCAAAGGUUUUCUCUUUUUCUCUCUUUUCCUUCGCAUAUAUUCUGCUUUUCCAAUUCCUUCUCUUCACACAACCGAAGAUUAGAAAAAAAAAAAAAAAAAAAAAAAAGAAAGAGAAACAUAAAAAGGAUCAUAAGAAAAAGCUACUGGAUUGUAUUUCUGUCUUUUUAUUUUUUCUUUAAGAUCUGUUACAGAGGAAAGGAUGAAGCGAGUAAAAGAUGAUUUAUAUUCUGGUUCGCAUUUUAAACGUCCAUUUGGUUCUUCAAGGCCUGAAUCCCAUGGGCAAAACCAAAUGCCGAGUGGAGGUGGGGGUGAAGGUGGAGGAGGUGGUGGUGGGGGUGAAGGUGGAGGGGGAGGAGGGGGAGGUGGAGGAAUGGGAGGGGCAGGUGUAGGAGGAGGUAUAUCACAGAAACUGACUACCAAUGAUGCCUUAACAUAUCUAAAGGAAGUGAGGGAGAUGUUUCAGGAUCAAAAAGAGAAGUAUGACAUGUUCCUUGAAGUCAUGAAGGAUUUCAAGGCUCAAAGGACUGACACAGCCGGUGUCAUUGCCCGAGUUAAAGAAUUAUUCAAAGGGCAUAACAACUUGAUUUAUGGAUUUAAUACCUUCCUGCCAAAGGGUUAUGAAAUAACCCUUGAUGAAGAUGAGGCUCCAGCAAAAAAGACAGUUCAAUUUGAAGAAGCGAUCAGUUUUGUAAAUAAAAUAAAGAAACGUUUUCAAAAUGAUGAGCGUGUUUAUAAAUCAUUCCUUGAUAUCUUGAAUAUGUACCGGAAGGAGCACAAGGACAUAAAUGAGGUCUAUUGUGAGGUUGCUUCUCUUUUUGAGGACCACCCAGAUCUGCUUGAGGAGUUCAAAAGAUUUUUACCAGAUCCUUCAGCAGCACCUUUGACGCAACAAGUUCCGUAUGGUCAAAAUUCAGCUCAGCGCUAUAAUGAGAGAAGCUCUGCUACAGCCACCUUGCGGCAGAUACAAAUGGACAAGCGUCGAAGGGAUAGGAUUAUUACCUCCCAUGCUGAUCAUGGUAUCAGUGUUGAUCAUCCUGAACUGGAUGAUGACAAAACUAUGAUGAAAAUGCAGAAGGAGCAGAGAAAGCGUUUGGAAAAGGAAAAUAGGGAUAGGAGAACUCGUGAUCUGGAUGAUCCCAAGCAUGACAACAAUAGGGAUUUUAAUUUGCAGCGUAUUCAUGAUAAAAAGAGAUAUGGAAGGAAGAUGGAAGGAUUUGCCUCUUAUGAUGAUAGAGAUACUUUUAAAAGCAUGUGCAACCAGGGGUUCAUAUUCUGUGAGAGAGUUAAGGAGAGGCUAUGCAGCUCAGAUGACUAUCAGGCAUUCUUAAAGUGUCUUAACAUUUACAGCAAUGGAAUAAUCAAAAGAAAUGAUUUGCAAAAUUUGGUGACCGAUUUACUUGGCAAGCAUCCAGAUCUUAUGAAUGAGUUCAAUCAGUUCUUGGAGCGUUGUGAGAAUACUGAUGGGCUUCUUGCUGGUGUUAUCAGUAAAAAGUCACUUAGUGGUGAUGGGCAUGCAUCCAGGCCAUGGAAGUUAGAGGAAAAAGAUAGAGAGCAAAAACGUGAAUUGGAGGGAGCUAAGGAAAGGGAGAGAUGCAGGGAGAAGUAUAUGGCAAAGUCCAUACAGGAGCUUGACCUUUCUACCUGCCAACGUUGUACCCCAAGCUAUCGGCUUCUACCUGACGAUUAUCCAAUACCUUCAGCUAGUCAGAGAUCAGAGCUUGGUGCUCAAGUGCUGAAUGAUUAUUGGGUAUCUGUGACGUCUGGAAGUGAGGAUUAUUCUUUUAAGCACAUGCGCAGAAAUCAGUAUGAAGAGAGUUUGUUCAGAUGUGAGGAUGAUAGAUUUGAGCUGGAUAUGUUGUUAGAAUCUGUGAGCUCAACUGCCAAGCGUGCUGAGGACUUGCUGAAUGGCAUUAAUGAAAAUAAAAUCAAUGUGGAUUCUCCGGUUCGCGUAGAAGACCACUUUACUGUUCUAAAUUUAAGGUGCAUUGAGCGUUUAUACGGUGACCAUGGUCUUGAUGUAAUGGAAAUAUUACGUAAAAAUCCUGCUCUUGCAUUACCUGUCAUUUUAACUCGUCUGAAGCAGAAGCAAGAAGAGUGGACAAAGUGCCGUUUAGAUUUUAACAAGGUUUGGGCUGAAAUUUAUUUGAAAAACCAUUACAAAUCACUUGAUCAUCGCAGCUUCUAUUUCAAGCAGCAGGAUUCAAAGAACCUGAGUGCAAAAUCUUUAGUGGCUGAAAUCAAGGAGUUGAAAGAGAAGAACCAGAAUGAGGAUGAUGUUCUCAUGGCGAGCAUUGCUGGUCACAGACAACCCCUGGCUCCACACCUCGAAUAUGACUAUUUGGAUGUUGGCAUCCAUGAAGACCUUUAUAAACUUAUAGAGUAUUCAUGUGAAGAGAUGUGCUCAACCAAAGAACUGUUGGAUAAAGUCAUGAGGCUCUGGACCACAUUCUUGGAGCCAAUGUUGAGUGUUCCUCCUCGACCUAAUGGCAAAGAGGGUACUGAUGAUGAUGGUAAAGCUCAGAAUCCUACUGUAAACUGCACUGGGUCAAGCAUUGCUGAAUGUGAUGGAAGUCCUGGAGCUGAUGCUAAUGUUAAUUCUGAGCCACAGAAGGGUGCUAGUGACGGAGAUGAGAACAGUUCACCAGAGCUACCUAAUUCUUGCAGAAAUGGUUUGACAAAUGGUGGAACUUUAGCCGAAGAAGAACCAUCUGGUCGUGUCUAUAGGGAUGACUCAAAGCUAGAGAAAGAGAUCAAAUGUACAGCUGAUAAAAGGUCUGGAGUUAACAUACUUGCAAUUGAAGCAGAAAAUAAUCAAAGCAGAAACAACACUGAAGGGGCUUCAGCAGCUUCUAGACCUACUAGCGUUGCUGCUGGUAAGGGUCAUGAAUCUGAAGUUAAUGUUGAUCUUCUACAUUCAUCAGAGGGUGCUCGUGUAACAAAGCAUGCUUUAUUAGUAAAUGGAGAGCCAACAGAUGGCUUUUCUGCUAGUAGAUAUCACGAAGAAUCUACUGGUCCAUCCAAAAUUGAAAAAGAAGAAGGUGAAUUAUCACCAAGUGGUGAUUUUCAGGAUUAUUCUAUUGCCUACAGUGAUGCUGGUCUAAAGGCUGUGCCAAAGGCCAAGCAUGGUAUUGAAAACAGACAGUACUGGUCUGGAACUGCGAAAGAGUUGCAUCCUGGAGAUGCUGGGGGAGAAAAUGAUGCAGAUGCUGAUGAUGAGGAUAGUGGAAAUGCCUCUGAAGCUGGUGACAAUGCAUCAGGCAAUGAAUCUGCAGGUGAUGAAUGCUCUCGUGAAGAGCAUGAAGAAGAGGAAGAGAUGGGCCGCGAUGAAGUUGAUGGCAAAGCUGAGAGUGAAGGUGAGGCUGAAGGGAUGACUGAUGCACAUGUGGGAGGAGAUGGCAUGUCGUCAUUUUCAGAGCAUUUUCUUUUUACGGUGAAGCCUCUUGCAAAGCAUGUACCUGCAGUUUUACCUGAAGAAGAUCGAAACAGUUCUUGUGUUUUCUACGCAAAUGAUGAUUUCUAUGUUCUUUUCCGACUUCAUCGAAUCCUGUAUGAAAGAAUACUGUCAGCAAAAACAAAUUCAACAGCUGCUGAAAUAAAGUGUAAAAGUUCAAAAGAUGCUAGUUCUUCAGAUUUUUAUGCCAGAUUUACGAGUGCACUGUACCGUCUGCUUGAUGGAUCUGCUGACAAUGCGAAGUUUGAGGAUGAAUGUCGAGCUAUAAUAGGAAACCAGUCAUAUGAGUUAUUUACAUUGGACAAGUUAAUAUAUAAAUUGGUUAAGCAGCUUCAAGCUGUUGCGGCAGAUGAGAUGGAUAAUAAGCUUCUUCAAUUGUUUGAUUAUGAAAAAUCUCGGAAACAUAGGAAGACAAUGGAUUCAGUGUAUUAUGAGAAUGCACGUGUCCUCCUUCAAGAGGAUAAUAUAUACCGAUUGAAAUCUUCAUCUUCGCCAUCUCGGUUGUCUAUUCAGCUGAUGGACAAUGUCAUUGAAAAGCCUGAGGCAUUUGCUGUUGCAAUGGAACCUUAUUUUUCUGCUUCUUUGCACAACGAUUUUCUGUCAGUCUAUCCUGGAAAAAAUGAGCCACAUGGCAUUACGCUAAGGAGAAACAAGAAAAAGUAUGCAAGUCUAGAUGAAUUUGCUGCUACUUGCAUGGCCAUGGAAGGUGUUGAACUGGUUAAUGGUUUAGAGAAUAAGAUAGCUUGCAACUCAUACAAGAUCUCUUAUGUGUUGGACACCGAAGAUUUCUUCUUCCGUAGGAGAAGAAAGUCACCGCAAUGCAGAUCUUCAUACAAUAAUCAAGCAGGAGUACAACGGUUCCAUAAAUUUUUAUCUGCUUCGCAGUAAUUCAGUAUUCUUUCUCAGACCGGCAUAAAUGCAGCCCUUGCUUUAACCCAACCUUGAAAAGGCCUUCAAAACUGAAACAUGUUUCUUGAAUGUUCAUAGUUUGAUGCUAAUUGGUCAUACUAGUAGUGAAGGAUGAUGAAUGGUUAGGAAAUGUAAGCAUAUUUUGUAAAAGUUCAUAUCAGCCAUUAUUGUGUAGAUAGGGUUUUGCAUGAUAUUUUGUGGGGUAAAAAGGGAAGAAAAUGGAUUCUUUUUCAAUUGUUACUUGUUAACAAAGUUUCUCAUUGACGGGCCAA